Messenger RNA from Botrytis fragariae, 840 nucleotides. RefSeq names its product putative tat pathway signal sequence protein. The record is from RefSeq and is a predicted model, not a curated record. Gene Ontology annotation, biological process: mycotoxin biosynthetic process. The coding region runs from base 1 to 840 and encodes 279 amino acids. The transcript has 4 exons. NCBI's taxonomy places the organism in Eukaryota, Fungi, Ascomycota, Leotiomycetes, Helotiales, Sclerotiniaceae.
AUGUCUUAUUCUCCAUUUUCAGACAAGUACAAUCAAGUACCUCAAUCAGAAGAUGGCGAAGGUUUACUUUCGAAUCCCGAGCCAACGUAUAAGCCAGCAUCCAGACGAAAUGGCACCAUUUGGUAUAUAUUAUCACUCCCGGUCGUAUCGUUGUUGUCAGUUGGGUUUGGUAUAUGGAUUGGUUCUCGAUUUGUAGCGGAUCCCGCGAAAUUAUGUCCUAGUUAUGUGCAACAUUACUCUCCUAUUCUGAAUGAUAUCGAUACAUCAUAUCAGCCAGUGAUGUUCAAUGGAUCAUUCAUGAAAGAAAAUGCGUUCCGAUUAAAAGCAGGCCCGGAAGUGGAUGCAGCAUGGGGAAGCUUGGGAGUACAUUACCGAAGUUUCGCAUUACCAGCGAGCGAAGCAGAGAAAUCCGGGUUGACAUCUGCACAUGUUCAAAUCAACGAGAAAUACGGUGGAGGAUUCCCGGUCAAUUUGGAAGGAUUACACCAUUUACAUUGUCUUAACCUUGUGAGACAAUCUCUAUACUACAACUACGAUUAUUAUCACGAUCAAGGGAAAGGUGCAUUUGUGAAUGAUGAUAACAUCGUUCAAUACCACGUCUCCCACUGUCUAGAUAUCAUCCGCCAACAACUCAUGUGCCAAGUCGACACCGGCGUCCUCGGCCAAGUAUGGUGGGAUAAAUCCAAACCACAAGCAUUCGUAGAUUUCAACACCGAACAUCAAUGCAAAAACUUUGAUGCCAUAAGACAAUGGGCAGAGGAAAGACAAUUGCCUGCGGGUGGACCACCGGAUUUUCUACAGAGACCGGAGAAGAGUGAUGUUCUGGAGAGUAUACCGUAA